Cladocopium goreaui is the source of this 5340-nucleotide messenger RNA. NCBI's taxonomy places the organism in Eukaryota, Dinophyceae, Suessiales, Symbiodiniaceae. The record is from the annotation of a GenBank genome assembly.
AUGAUCGGCUGCAAUCGCGGCCCGUUCAGCUUGGUCAGCGUGAGCGGCUCCGUCCUCUACGACGACGGGUCGCCGGUGAUGGGCUCCGAGUACGUCCUCAAGUUCGUGCCGCAGCUCGAAUCGCCCGACGGCAAGAACUUCCCGCGGGUCGGGACGGCGAAGAUCCGGCCCGACGGGACGAUCCGCGCCGUCACGACACUCAAGUUUAACGACGGUCUGACCGCCGGCCGGCACCGCGUCUACUUCCCGUUCCAGCCCGGCCCCGACGGCAAGCUCCCCGUGCCGCCCGAGUACACCGACCCGAACCAGACGCCGCUGGAGAUCGACACGGCCGACGGACGGCUUAGCCGUCGGGCGCUCGUCGCGCUGCUGGCUCUCGCCGCGCCGGCGCUGGCCGCAGACCCGACGGUCUACGAGCCGAACGUCGACCCCGGCGUCGGCUUCAACCUGAUCUCUUGGUGGAACUUCGGCUUCUCCGGCGCCACGCGUUGGGAGAACGCCGUGCAGGACAUCUACGACGCCGGCUUCCGCGAGGUGUCGAUCAGCCCGGUGCGGUACAUCAACACCACGACCGGUUCGAUCGCGACCAGUUCGCAGCGCGGGCCCGAGUUGAGCCACCUCGAGGCGGGGAUCCAACGCGCCAAGUCGCUCGGCAUGGAAGUGACGGUGAACCCGUUCGUCGAGCCCGAGAACUUCGCCUUCUGGCGCGGCCAGUACGACCCGACGCCCGGGUCGGCCGAGUGGAACACGUUCUGGGACGACUACGAGGCGUACCUGGUCGACGUGGCCGAGUUGGCACAAGACACCGGCGCCGACGCGCUGAACGUCGGCACGGAACUGCGGGCGAUCACCCGAAACUCGGGCAACAACGCGAAGUGGGACUCGGUGAUCGCCGCGGUCGACGCGGCGUACAGCGGCCCGCUCGGCUACGCCGCCAACUGGGACAACUACCGCAACGGGAACCUGACGUCGACGAUCUGGGAGAACCCGGCGAUCGACUACCUGGGGAUCGACGCCUACUUCCGCAACACGACGACCAACGGUCAAUCGGACGCGUCGGGCAGCGACCCGAACGAGACGUUCAUCUCCCAAGUCGAGGCGGGCUGGAACGACCGCCUCGACAACGAGAUCCUCGACUUCGCCGCCGACCGGCAGUCGGGCGACGGCCUGCCGGUCGUGCUCACCGAGGUGGGCUACCUUCCGUACAACCGCACGACGGUCAACCCACAGAACUCCAGCGGCGCGGUCGACACGGACGAGCAGGUGAUGGCCUUCCGGGGCCUCAACCGAGCGCUCGACGGCCGGCGCGACGAGCUCUCGGCAAUCCACAUCUGGCAGUGGGGCAUGGACGGGUCGAACGGCAGCCUCUGGAACAUCGGCGCCGAAGCGCCGAUCGACCAGCCGAACAACCUGCCGCUUGGCGAGUGGCUUUCGUCGUUCGUCAGCGACGCGCAGUUCGCCGGCGAUUUCAACGGAGACGGCGCGAUCGACGCGGCCGACUACACGGUCUGGCGUGACCAGUUCGGGCAGUCAGGCGCGGGCCUCGCCGCCGACGCAGACGGCAACGGCGCCGUCGAGCUGGCGGACUACGACGUUUGGCUGGCGAACUUCUCGCCGGCCUUGGCGACUUCGGCCGCGGUCCCCGAGCCAACCGCUCUCGUUCUGGCAGCCCUGCUGUGCGCGGGCGCGACGUGCGGCCGUCUGCCGCGCUUCAGCCAGCCGCCCGCGCCGAGGGCCUGCCCGCCGACGGUCAGCAGAAAGAACCCCGCCGACCAAGAGCAGCGUCACGUCGAGCACCGGCUGCACGAGCCGGCCGUGGACGGCGACCCGGACGUCGGGCCCCAGGUCGGUGCUGGGGCUGCCGAGUUCUCGGACGAGUUCGCUUGUCGAGGCGAGGUCGCGCCAUUGCGGGCCGGCGGCCAGCAAGUCGAACGACACACCGCUGGCGACGAAGACCUCGCGUUCGUUGAGCCAACUGGCGUCGCGGCGCGUCACGAUCUCGGGCAGCCCCUCGUCGUCGGCGCGGCUCGGGCGGCGAUCGACGUCGCGCGGCACGCGGACGCCUCGCAAGAGGUAGCCCGCGGGUCGCUGCCCCGCGGCCGGCAGGUAGGCGGCCGUGUCGCCGACGAGUUGCUUGCCGUAGGUGGCCGAGAGCCUCGGCGGCAGGGAGAAGGCCGGCUCGACGAUCUCGCGUGUCUUGAGGUUCGCGCUGUCGCCCCCCAGCAGGAUGUCGCUGACGUUGUCGUAACGCGGCUUGAGCUCGACCGUCCGCUGGCCGCUGAGGUCUUUCGAGUCGAGCGUCAUCUCGUGCCGCAGCCGCGGCAGGGCGAAUUCCCGCACGCCCGCCGCGAUCACGGCGACGCCGACCGACGCGAUCAGCACGGGCCGCAGCACGGUGAUCCGCGGGAUGCCCGCGGCGAGCAGGGCGGUCAUCUCGUUGUGCCGCUGGAUCCACGUGACCGUGAACAUCGCGGCGAUGAGCGUCAGAACCCCGCUGGUGCGAUUGAAGAAGCCGAGCGAUUGCAGGGCGUAGUAACGGCCGGCGGCCAUGGCCGAUUCGGCGAAGGAUCGUCCCUCGCCGGUGAAGUCGUCCAGCCGCCCGAAGGCGUCGAUCACCGUGUAGAGCCCCGCGAGACUCACGAAGCAGAUCACGAAGACCUGCACGAACUGCCGCAGCAAGUACCGGUCGAUCUUUCGCACGGCGAGGACGGUGCUAGCGGACAACGUGGCGGGGAAGGCGAGGGAGCGGCUGACGGCCUGACGGCCGCCGGCGACUUUUGCCCGGCGUGCGAGGCGGACCUCGAACUCUUCACCGAGACGGUCUGCCCACGCUGCUCGACACCGACGCCGGUCAACGACCCAGGCGCCAAGGACUGCCCCGCCUGUCGCGAGGAGCGGUGGGGCUUCGACGCCACGAUCGCCCUUGGGCCGUACGACGGAUUGCUUCGUCGGCUUGUCCUCGACGCAAAGCGCCCGGAGGGCGAGCCUGGCGCCGGCGCCCUCGGACGGAUGCUCGGUCGCCGGCGUCGCGGAACGCUGCUCGCGCUCGAACCGGUCUGCGUGACGGCGGUUCCUUCGCACUGGUCGCGGCGCAUGGCGACGCGUUGCGACGGCCCGGCUGCGAUCGGGCGCGCGCUCGCCGCGGAGCUCGGCGUUCCGUACACGCGGCGCCUCCGUCGGACACGGGCCACGCCGCGGCAGACGAGCGUCGCGCCCAGCGACCGCGUCGCCAACGUCCGGCGGGCGUUCUCGGUCCGUCGAGCCGAUGGCCUCGCCGGACGAACCGUCCUGCUCGUCGACGACGUCCUGACCACCGGCGGCACCUGCAGCGCUGCUGCGCGAGCCCUGAAACGGGCCGGGGCGACACGGGUGGCAGCGGUUGUCGCACGCAUGGCGCCCCAGCCACACAUCACCGUCGAACCCCCGCCCGGCACGCUCGACCCGUUCCGUCGGGCCGUGCUGCGCGGCCUCGGCGUGUUGCUGCCGCCGCUGCUGACGAUCGUCAUCUUCCUGUGGGUCGGGAACACGGUCGCGCGUUACGUGCUCGAACCCCUCGAAGGGGCGACGCGAUACGUGCUGGUCGAGUACCUGUCGGACAUCCGCCAGCCGAGCCACUUCGAAGGCGAGCCGGGCGAGACGGUCAAGGCGGACGACCGGUUGUUCCACCGCACGCCGGACGGGCUGUACAUCCCCGAGACGGUCUACGGGAAGGUCCAGGAAGAGCUUCGCAAGAAGGAAGCCGAACCGCCGACAGCGCGCGAGUACUACGGGCGUUACAUCGACGAGGUGUGGCUGCAGCCGUGGAUCGUCAUCCCGAUCUUCCUGUCGGUCUUCUUGUUGCUGCUCUACACGCUCGGCAAGUUCCUGGCGGCGGGCAUCGGGCGGUUCUUCUAUGGGCAGCUCGAAGCCCUGAUCAACCGCGUGCCGUUGGUCAGCAACGUGUACUCGUCGGUCAAGCAGGUGACCGACUUCCUGUUCAGCGACCCCGACCUCGACAUCACACGCGUCGUCGCGGUCGAGUACCCGCGGAAGGGGAUCUGGACCGUCGCCUUCGUCACCGGCGAGAGCUUGCUCGACAUCGAGUCGGCCGCCAACGAGUCGGUGAUGAGCGUGCUGAUCCCGACCUCGCCGAUGCCGUUCACCGGCUUCACGAUCACGGUCAAGAAGAGCGAGACGGUCGACCUCGACCUCACGAUCGACCAGGCGUUCCAAUUCAUCGUGAGUUGUGGCGUCGUCGUGCCGCCGCAACAGAUCACCCGCGCCGUCUCCGAAGACAAGAGCCCUCCGGUGGACGGGCCGCGGCCCGACACGUCCGCGUACGGACUGGGGAUGGGCGCUGUGCCGAUGAAGGGCGCCGGACAUCCCAACGGGGCCGACCGGGUGAGCAUGGCGACUGACGGGCCGCUCCGCCUUGGCGCCCGCGGGAGCCAACUCGCCCGCUGGCAAGCCGACUGGGUCGCCGAGCGGUUGCGGGCGCACGGCGUCGCGAUCGAGAUCGUCGAGAUCCGCACCCGCGGCGACGCCCAGCAAACCGGUCCGAUCAGCGCGAUCGUCGAUCAAGACGCCUCGGCGUCGGGUGGCCAAGGCGUCUUCACGAAAGAGAUCCAGCGCGCCUUGCUCGCGGGCGAGAUCGACUUCGCCGUCCACAGCCUCAAGGAUCUGCCGACGACGCCGGUUCCGGGGCUAACGCUCGGCGCCGUUCCCGAGCGCGCGCCGAUCGCCGACGUGCUCGUGUCGCCCCUCGCGACGAUGAUCGACGCGCUGCCACAGGGCGCUCGGGUCGGCACCGGCAGCUUCCGCCGCAAAGCGCAGCUCUUGAAUCGGCGGCCCGAUCUGGUGAUCGGCGACCUGCGGGGCAACCUCGACACGCGACUGCGGAAGCUGGACGAAGGCGAGCACGACGCGAUCCUGCUCGCUGAAGCCGGCCUCGCCCGGCUCGGCCUGACCGAUCGCCUCGCCGGACGCAUCCCCCCCGACGAACUCCUGCCGGCCCCGGGUCAGGGGGCGCUGGGGGUUGAGUGCCGGAGCACGGACCUGCGUGUGCUCGACGCCCUCGGCGUGCUCGACGACGUGCCGACUCGCCGCGCUGUGACGGCCGAGCGCUCGGCGCUCUCGCGCCUCGAAGGGGGCUGCCUUGCGGCGCUGGGCGCUUGGGCCCGCCCCGACGACGACCGGUUGCGACUGUCAGUCGUGGUCCUCAGCGAUGACGGCCGACGCCGGCUCGACCACGAAGCGAGCCGCGAGAUCGCUGGCAUCGGCGACGCCGUCGCCCUUGGCUACGCGAUGGCCGACGACCUGCUAGCACGCGGCGCCGCCGAGUUGCUCCGUUCGCGCGACUAG